Molecule: messenger RNA, 2451 nt
Organism: Zea mays
Lineage: Eukaryota; Viridiplantae; Streptophyta; Magnoliopsida; Poales; Poaceae
Exons: 8
Coding region: 145-2058 (637 amino acids)
Biological process (GO): mRNA destabilization
Cellular component (GO): cytoplasm
Molecular function (GO): mRNA binding
Source: RefSeq, marked provisional
CCCAGCCGCCGUCCGUCCGCGCUUCACUAUCCUUCAUUCCCUCCCCUGUCAGCGACGACUGGGUAGGCUACCGCCGCCGCCCUACGCUAGGUGCCCAUCUCUUCGCCGGCGAAGAGCGCCCACCAAGCUCCGGCCAAGGGCGUGAUGGCGGCUGUAGGCAGCUUGAAGCCGGGGAUGGAGACUCUUCAUGUGCAGGACUACAAGGACGCGCCUCCGGCCAAGGCCGCGGUAGAGAGCCUCCAGCCGGCGAUGGAGAGUCUGCAUGUGCAGGAUUACAAGGACGCGCCUCCGGCCAAGGGCGUGGCCGCCGCCGCCGUAGGGAGCUUGCAGCCGGGGGCGGAGAACCUGCAGGUGCAGGACUACAAGGACGGUAACAUGUAUUAUGGUGCUUACCCGGCUUAUGCCUAUGGAGCCUAUGGUGGCUGGGGGGAGUACCCAUACCUGAGCCAUGAUGGAGCACAGACACCAACUGCUGGUACCUAUGCUGACAUGUACUAUGGCUAUGCUCCAUAUGGUGUUGCAACCAUGGGGCAUGAUGGUCAGAUUUAUGGGUCUCAGAAUUACCAGUACCCGUCGACAUACACCAAGCAACAGAACUCUACUGCCAAGCUGUCAUCCAAUGGUAUAAGUGAGAAAUUGACUCCAGCGCCGCAAACGGAUGUAUCUACUAUUGGUGUGGAUGAGGUGAAAGGUUUGAAAAAUUCAAAUUCGGUGCUGAAGACAGACCGGAACAUGCCAGGUUCCAAUGGUUCAUAUGGCCGGUCUAGUGUGCGUUCUGGCAGCUAUCAGAACCAGACUAGUUGGUCACACUAUCCAUAUUAUAGUAGUGAGAUGUUCUCUGACAAGCAGCAAAAGUUCACCGGCAACCACAAUUCGACUUCCAACCCUAAAACCAAGGGGCAGUCGAGGAAUCAAAACACGAGGCAGUAUCCUCAUCUCAUGGGUUUGCAAACACCAACUUCAUCAGUGUACUCAGCUAAUGGAAUUUAUGGGUAUGAUGGGAGCUAUGGACCCGGCCUUUGGUAUGGAUCGCACAUGUAUAAUUCUGGAUUAUAUGGUGGAUGGAAUUCACUGUAUGAUGGAAAGUACAGAACCAGAGGAAGAGGUAACAAUGGGUAUUAUGUUUAUGGUAAUGGAAGCAUAGAUGGCUUUAAUGAGCUGAAAAGAGGGCCAAGAAGUGGUAUGUACAAAAACCAGCUGGGGCUUGAAGCUACUACCCAAGCACCAGCAAAAGAGCAGGAUCUUUUGUUUGCUAAUGGUUCACAUCCUGCCAUGAAGGAUCAGUAUAAUCAGGCUGACUUUGCGGAAACAUACUCAGACGCUAAAUUCUUCAUUAUUAAAUCUUACAGUGAAGAUGAUGUUCACAAGAGCGUUAAGUACAAUGUGUGGGCUAGCACUCCCAAUGGUAAUAAGAAACUUGAUGCUGCCUAUCAAGAGGCUAAAGAAAAAUCAAGCGAAACUCCUGUUUUUCUUCUUUUCUCUGUGAAUGCAAGUGGCCAGUUUGUCGGCCUUGCUGAAAUGGUGGGUCGUGUUGAUUUUGAAAAAACAGUAGAGCAUUGGCAACAGGACAAAUGGACUGGUUGUUUCCCUGUCAAGUGGCACAUUGUGAAGGAUGUUCCAAACAGCUUGCUGAAGCACAUCAUUCUUGAGAACAAUGAAAACAAGCCAGUGACGAACAGCAGAGAUACACAUGAGGUGAAGCUUGAGCAAGGCCUUCAAGUGCUUAAGAUUUUCAAGGAUCAUGUCUGCAAGACAUCCAUACUGGAUGACUUCGGCUUUUAUGAUAAUCGUGAGAAGAUGAUGCAAGAGAGGAAAGCCAAACAGCAGCAGUCGCUGAAAAAGGUCAUUGAUGUGAAGCUGCCCAGCGUCACCGACAUGGAGAGAAGUCCUAAAGGGGAGACUGGAUCAACAGAACUCACUGGGGUUGGGACUGACGUCUUGAACAAAGAGCGUUUAUUAGGCAAAGCAGGAGAGAAAAAUGGCGAGAAAGGAAAUGAUGUCGCCCCACAGGACCUGAAAACACAAACUGAGAAGUUGGCGGGUCUAAAUGGCUGUUAAUAUUUUUCGUUAGCUCAAGCCGUUGACAGUGGUGUCGGGGUGGAACCUAAGGCUGUGGUGGGUUGUUUGAGGAAAUUCUGAUGUCCCAUUGAGCUUGUUUCCUAUAGUUCAUAGGAGCUAGAGGCUUAGCUAGUUGCUUGUGUUUGGUGGUAGUCAUGGUCUGUGUUCUGGCGUGUCAGGUAUUUUAGGAAUAGAAGGAUGAUUAACUGGGUUUUGCAAUGAUGGAUCAUGGGUUUUGAGGCUGUAUUUUUCGUUUAUUUGCCUUUCCUCUCUGGAUUCUAGUUCCUCUCUCUCUCUCUCUCUAGAUUCUGGACAAGUGUAGUGCUUAUUUUAAGUUGGUUGGUUUAAGAACCUGAAAUGAACAUGGGAAUUCUAUCAAGCAUUUACAAACUU